AUGUCCGAGCUGGAUGAGAUUCGAGAGGACUACCUGUACGCUCUGGAGGAGCUGACGGGGGUCCAGAAGCCCAUCAUCACCAACCUCACGGUGAUUGCCGAGGAAAACAGACACGCUGCCAAGGCCAUUACCCGAGCCAUUGAGGAGCGAAUAAGUAAGUGCGCUCCAGAGUACAAGCUGCCAGCAAUGUACCUGCUCGACUCCAUCUGCAAGAACGUAGGAGCACCAUACACAACCUGCUUCGGUAUCAACUUGUACCGCACUUUUGCCGACACAUACACCCAAGUUCCCGAAUCGAUCCGACGAAAACUGAUCGAGCUGUACGGCACCUGGAAAACGUCGGCCACAGGCGGCAUGCUGUUCCCAGCAGAACCCAUGCGAAAGAUUGCCUCUUUUCUGGAACGAAUCAACGAAGUCACAUCACGGGCCACGCCAAACCCCGCAACCCCCAACCUGGGCACCCCCAACCCCGCUACUCCACCUCUAGGCACUCCAGUUCCCGGCCAAGGAGGUUUCGGAGUGCCCAAUGCGGGCCUGACACAACCCCAGCUGCUGGAGAAGUGCAGCCACGUGAUCGACAUGACUUCUGACCGUCUACAACAUAUUCCAGGCGACGUCGAUGCCAAGGAACGGAUUCCUGUCCUCAAACAGCUACAGGCCGUUCUUCAGUCCCAGGCCAUUCCUGUGUCGUACCUGUCCAAUAUUGAGGCUCAAUUGGCCUCUUCUCUAGCCCAUGAGGAGAAGAAGCUUGCUGAAUACGAAGAAAACGAGCGACUAAAGCAGCAGCAGCAGCAGCAGCAGCAGCAACAGCAGCAGACGACACCAAGCAACUUGCUAGCUUCCCUACAAGCCGCUGGCUUGUUAGCAGGAGGUAUACCUGGUGGAAUGCCUGGAAUGCCUGGUAUGCCUGGAAUGCCUGGAAUGCCGGCUAUGCCUGGUAUGCCUGUUCCACCCAUGCCUAUGCCUGGUAUGCCUUUUCCCAUGUUUCCUAACCUUGGUACUGUUCCUGCACCGGACAUUAACUCUCUGUUGGCCUCUGGUGCCUCUUCUUUGCUGUCUUCCUUGGAGUCUAACGACGUGGAACUUUCUACGUCUUCUCUGCUGAAGCCUCGCCCCAAUCUGGUAUUCAACCUUUACGGCAAGAUGCCCAAGGUGUGCAACAUUUGUGGGCGGCGGUUCCGAGAUAAUCAGGACCAUGCCCGUAUGCAGCACAUGGACUGGCAUUUCCGAAUCAAUAAGAAGAUGCGCCAGGACGAGGGACGAGCUCAGAACAGAAGGUGGUACCUGGCCGAGCAUUUGUGGGUGGCAGGAGAGCAAAAGGAGGAAAAAGAAGAAAAGGUGCAAAAGGUGGACAUGGAAAGUGUCAAGAAACAAUGGGUUCUGGCUCCCAGCAGUGCUUCUAAGAAGAAGCAGGUUUGUCCCAUUUGCACAGGAGGCUUCAACACGGAACUCAGUGAUGAAGCUGAGGACUGGGUGUGGACAGACGCGGUUCAGGUUGGAGAUAAGAUCUUCCAUGCCACCUGUUAUGCUGAGAGUGGAAAGCUGGCAGAGAGCCUGGUGAGAAAGAGGAGAGGAGAAGAUAGAGAAGGAAGGACAAAGAGGGAGAAGGUGGAGCUCGACUACUAA
Molecule: messenger RNA, 1626 nt
Organism: Yarrowia lipolytica CLIB122
Lineage: Eukaryota; Fungi; Ascomycota; Dipodascomycetes; Dipodascales
Biological process (GO): termination of RNA polymerase II transcription
Cellular component (GO): mRNA cleavage factor complex; cytoplasm
Molecular function (GO): mRNA binding; RNA polymerase II complex binding
Source: RefSeq, a predicted model, not a curated record